UUUAUCAGCCAUUCGUUCAAUAGAUUGCUUCCCAAGACAUACCUCUGCGGCCGCAGUGGUGUCCGUGCGUUGAGUGAGGCCUCGUUUGUCCACAGAGAGGCUGAUCCCGACUCGAAGACCCCGUUUGAGUUCAACGCCGAAAACAAAAAGCGAGCGGAAGCGUUGGUCUCUAUAUAUCCUUCGGGCUUCAAAGCCGCAGCUGUUAUCCCGCUAUUGGAUUUGGCUCAACGACAAUACGGUUGGCUCCCAUUGAAGGCAAUGAAUUAUGUGGCGGAAUAUCUUGAGAUGCCAGCCAUGAGGGUCUACGAAGUGGCCACCUUUUACACCAUGUUUAACAGACAACCUAUCGGCAAAUAUCACGUUCAGGUCUGCACUACCACUCCGUGUAUGCUUAGAGGCGCUCAAGAAGUCUAUGAAUACACUAAAGAUUUGCUGAAAGACGAUAAAGACUUCACAGUUGUUGAGGUCGAGUGUUUGGGCGCCUGUGUUAACGCACCCAUGAUUCAGAUCAACGAUGACUACUAUGAAGACCUAACCAAUGAAAAUGUCAAACAAAUUAUAGCUGAUCUGAAAGCCGGCAAAAAGCCAAAGGCCGGGCCCUCAGCCCAAAGCGGACGACUCGCCUGUGAGCCCACGGGAGGUCUCACAUCACUUACAUCACCCCCUCCUGGACCUGGAUUUGGUUGUCGUUCAGAUCUUUAGUUUAAAUUACGUUUUUGUAGAUUUAAGACAAGACUUGUUAUUGUAGUGUUAUUUUAUUGAAAUAAAAUACCAAUAAAUACAUUAUUAUUGAUUGGCUAUAAAAUUAUAA
This is a messenger RNA of Medioppia subpectinata, 811 nucleotides long. Lineage: Eukaryota; Metazoa; Arthropoda; Arachnida; Sarcoptiformes; Oppiidae. The record is from the annotation of a GenBank genome assembly.